Messenger RNA from Cololabis saira (Pacific saury), 2246 nucleotides. It is a transcript of the gene rom1b, whose product is annotated as retinal outer segment membrane protein 1b. The transcript is spliced from 6 exons. The record is from RefSeq and is a predicted model, not a curated record. Lineage: Eukaryota; Metazoa; Chordata; Actinopteri; Beloniformes; Belonidae. Gene Ontology annotation, cellular component: membrane. Gene Ontology annotation, biological process: visual perception. Bases 517 to 1587 code for a protein of 356 amino acids.
CGGUUCCAAACUUACGACUUCGGCCAGUCUCUUUGUCCUCCAACCAUGGACACAGCCGUUUAGGGGGUCGCGCAGACCCACAGGGGCGCCAUCAAAAGAUUACAUCACAUCCAGAGGAAGAAAUCAUUGGUUUCAACUUGAAGGGGAAGACGGCUGUUGUUUGACUGGCUGCUUGACGGGAAGACUGUCAUCUCUGGGAAAAGGAUUAUCUCUUCCUUCCAUACUUUAUAAAUCACAUUUUUUCUCACAUUUCCACUGGCACUAUACUCCACUGAUUUGGAUGUAAAGACUCUUUUUGGCACAAUUUCAGCAACUAUUUUCAAAGAAUUUGGAUUAUCCUCUGAGGUCGAUUGUGUCCUUUUACCUUCUCAGGGAUCUGUCUACUUAUCCCAUCCACCUGGAACAACUUAGAUGAGCUCAACCUGCUUAUAACUCACCUGAGUGCAAGGCCUGCACCCACCACUGUUUAUUCCAACGGCCUCAUUUGUGUGACGCCGAAAUCAUUCUCUUAGAGCCAUGACGCUGCUUAAGAUGAAGUUCAACCAGCAGAGGCGGGUGCGCCUGGCCCAGGGCCUGUGGCUGCUGUCCUGGCUGGCGGUGAUGUGCGGGGCCUUUAUCUUUUGUCUUGGCGUUUACAUCAAAGUAGAGCUGCUUCGAAGGUCCGAGGUGAUGGACAACACAGAGAUCCAUGUGGUCCCCAACAUCUUGAUAAUGGUGGGCCUUGCCUCCAUCGGCACCAACUGGGUUGCCACCCGGGUGUGUCAGGACUCCCUGGACGCGAGCCGCUUCCCUCGCUGGAAAGUCCUCCUGCUGGCCUGGUUCGCCGUAGCCGCCCUGCUAUGCUGCCUGCUGCUCAUAGUGGUGGUGCUCAGCUAUGCUCUGCAGGGACGUCUGGAGGAGUCCCUGAAGGUGGGACUGAGGAAUGGUAUCCGGUUCUACAAGGACACAGACGUGCCCGGCCGCUGUUUUCAGAAAGAGACCAUCGAUCGUCUCCAGAUGGAGUUUACCUGUUGUGGAAACAACAACUUUAAGGACUGGUUCGAGGUUCAGUGGAUCAGUGGCAGAUUUCUGGACUUCACUGCCAAGGAAGUCAAAGAUCGUAUCCGGAGUAAUGUGGAUGGCCGCUACCUGUUGGAUGGUGUACCUUUCAGCUGCUGUAACCCCGCCUCACCUCGGCCCUGCCUGCAGUACCACCUGACAGAUAACCAUGCCCACUACAACUAUGAGUACCAGGCCGAGGAGCUCAACCUGCACAACCGCGGCUGCAGACAGGCUCUCACCGACUACUACAUGGGUUUGAUGAAUUCAACUGGUCCCGGUGUGCUGUCAGUCAUUUUAAUUCAGAUGUCAGUGAUUCUGAGCAUGCGGUACCUGCAGACUGCUGUGGAGGCAGCCAUGGAGCUGGAGAACCCAGAGGAGGAGGAGAGUGAGGGCUAUAUCCUGGAGAAGGGCGUGAAGGAAACCUUUGAAGAUGUCAAAGUCAAGGUCCUCACCCUGCUAGCGUUUGGGCAGGUUGAACCCGCUGAAGGGGAGGAUGGCGAUGAAGACGAAGAGACAGAGAAGGCUGGCUCUCCAACACCGAGCUAAAGCAAGAAAUUAUUUCAAUAUGAGCUGUGGAGAAAGGGAAACUGGGGAGGGAGAUUUUUUUUUUUUUUUUUUUCCAAUGUGUCGUGUGACGUGGUUGGUCUCAGGUAGGGACACCUGUUUUGACACGGUAGGCUUGAUUUACGCUCACCCAGUGCAGCAGCCUCAGCUUCCCUUGUGGUCGCCCAACCAGGGCAACAUAUAGGGGUCCUAUCGGGCUCUGCACGGACACCGAAACAACCAUCUCCUCUGUGAAGAACCUCGUGAACCACCAGAAUCUGCUCAGGAGAUGUGUAGUACUUAUUGUUUUGUCUAGAAGAGAGUACUUCCAGUUUUAACAGGUGUAGCUUAAACAAAUAAACACACUGUUUUGAUUUGAACAGUUUUGGCUCAAAUUUUGUAAAGUUGCAAUCAAGCUAAAGUUUAUGCCAUGUGCACUGUAUUGUUCACCUCACAGCUGUAGAAUUUGUACUGAACUGCAAUGAAAUGCUUCAGAACCUGUUACACUGGCAAAAGCACACAAAUCUUAUAUUAAAAUAGAAGUUUUUGACUGCUUUGUAGUGUCGGCUUCCUUUUGUACAAGUGAUACAACAGAGGCGGGUGUAAACUGACAGUGACUUAUCUCAGUUUAGCAAGGAAAGUUGGAUUAAGUACGAGUGUUG